Messenger RNA from Scomber japonicus (chub mackerel), 3036 nucleotides. Its product is annotated as mannosyl-oligosaccharide 1,2-alpha-mannosidase IA. Gene Ontology annotation, molecular function: mannosyl-oligosaccharide 1,2-alpha-mannosidase activity; calcium ion binding. NCBI's taxonomy places the organism in Eukaryota, Metazoa, Chordata, Actinopteri, Scombriformes, Scombridae. Gene Ontology annotation, cellular component: endoplasmic reticulum; extracellular exosome; Golgi membrane. The record is from RefSeq and is a predicted model, not a curated record. Gene Ontology annotation, biological process: carbohydrate metabolic process; N-glycan processing. The coding region runs from base 333 to 2273 and encodes 646 amino acids. The transcript has 12 exons.
UGUAGAUAGACCCCAUCCAAAAGCUGUGGAGUUGUGUUGCCAACUGAUUGGUAAAUUGUAGAUGUAGGCAGGCCUAACCUUCGCUUAUGCAGAUCCAAUCGAUAGCGAGAUAAAGACAGCUCUGGCAGGCUUGUCUGUGCUGCUGCUGCUCUGCAAGUGUCACGGGGGUGUGUUUUAAAAAAUCCCGCAUAUCUAGUGUUUUACACAUGCAUCAAAGCGGCAGAGAAGCUGCACAAUAGCGAAAGAAGGGGAGACUAUCCAAACACUCACUGUGCUGUAUAGUCUCGGAGAACAUACUGUAAAAGGAAAAGCGUCUCAAGAAAAAAGUUUCAAUGGUUUUCCGAAAGUUGCCCGGUGUGUCGGCAUCGGGCAUGGGUCUGCGCCUGUCCCAGAAAUUCGUGUUUCUGCUCUUUCUCUCGGGAUUGGUAACUCUGUGUUUUGGGGCCCUUUUCUUUUUGCCGGAUUCAGUCCGACUAAAACGCAUUUUCCUAUCCAAGACAGAGACCCAGCCUGUCACGGUUGGCUCCGGGUCCGAGAACGAUGCCAGGGAGCAUUUAAAACGACCCAAGGAUCAGGAUCAUCCGAGAGUCAUGGUCUCAACUAAAGGAGAGACGAGCACCAAACUGAAAAGUCUGAGCCGAAAAGCCUCCGUCUCACAUGAGGCGACCGAGGAGAGGCUCACCGGGGGGAAAGCACAGGAGGAUUUCACUCUGUCCAGGUCGAAACCAGUCGAGUCCGCCUCGGAGAAAGCGACAUCCGUCAACAACCAGGCUGCCAGCUCGGAUACUUUCAGUCACAUGAAGUUCAAAAGGUGUCUGCUGAAACCCCCGCUGGGGAGAGACGGCGGCAAACCAAGCGACCCUAAGACCGAUGAGCGCCGGGAGAAAGUCAAAGAGAUGAUGAAGUUUGCCUGGGACAACUACAAGAGCUACGCCUGGGGCAAGAAUGAGCUGCGGCCUUUGACGAAAAACGGGCACAUAGGCAACAUGUUUGGUGGCCUGAGAGGAGCAUCCAUCAUUGACUCACUGGACACACUGUAUAUUAUGGGAUUGAUGGACGAAUAUAAAGAUGCCAAGGAAUGGGUGCAGACCAGUCUGGACCUGAACUCGAACGGCGAGGCAUCACUCUUUGAGGUGAACAUCCGUUACGUCGGCGGGUUGCUGUCAGCGUACUACCUGACAGGAGAGGAGUUGUUCAAGAGUAAAGUGAUGGAGCUUGGAGAGAAGCUGCUGCCUGCUUUCAACACGCCAACAGGAAUCCCCCGAGGAGUCAUCAACCUGGGAAGUAGUGGCACCAGUUGGAGCUGGGGCUGGGCAUCAGCCGGGAGCAGCAUCCUGGCCGAGUUUGGGACCCUGCACCUUGAAUUCGUCCAUCUGUCCGAGCUCACCAACAAUCCCAUAUACACGGAGAAGGUGAUGAACAUCCGGAAACUGCUGAACAAGAUUGAAAAACCUCACGGCCUGUACCCCAACUUCCUCAGUCCAGUGAGCGGCAACUGGGUCCAACAUCACGUUUCCAUCGGCGGCCUCGGAGAUAGUUUCUACGAGUAUCUGAUCAAAUCGUACCUCAUGUCAGACAAGACGGACGACGACGCGAAAAAGAUGUACUACAGCGCACUGGAGGCGAUUGAAGCUAACUUGGUACAGAAGUCACCUGGUGGCCUCACCUACCUGGCCGAGUGGAGGGGAGGGAUCCUGGAUCACAAGAUGGGCCACCUAGCCUGCUUCUCUGGGGGUAUGAUCGGCAUCGGAGCCGAUGACGGAGCCACAGAGAAGAGGCAGCACUACCUGGACCUGGCUGCUGAGAUCACACACACAUGCCACGAGAGCUACACACGCUCAGCCACCAAACUGGGACCUGAGGCGUUCAGAUUCGAUGGGGGAGCUGAAGCCACAGCAACCAGACUGAGUGACCGAUAUUACAUCCUACGGCCAGAAGUCAUCGAGAGCUACAUGUACAUGUGGAGACUGACCCAUGACCCCAAGUACAGAGAGUGGGGCUGGGAGGCUGUUGAGGCCCUCGAGCAGCACUGCAGGGUGGAGGCUGGCUUCUCCGGGAUCCGUGACGUUUACACCCUGACAGUCAGCCACGACAACAUGCAGCAGAGCUUUUUCCUCUCAGAGACGCUCAAGUAUCUUUACCUGCUCUUCUCCGAUGAUGACCUUCUCCCACUGGAGGACUGGGUCUUCAACACUGAAGCCCACCCGCUGCCCGUCAUCCGCAAGAGCUGCCUGCAGGACGAAGCGACACAGGAUAAGACAGUCUCCGAAUAAGGCCGAACACCUCCCAACACUUGAGACGGUUACUGACACAUAUUUGCACAAUUCAUGUGCGCACACAGUCAAAUAUUGCAAACACCAAUUAAAUGCAGGUUCAGAGUCUUUUCAGGAGCGUGUUAUGGACUCUCAAUUCCUUUCCAGUAAAGGAUGUUGUCGUUUUACGCUGUGAUUGUAUAUCCUUUCGCCGGGGUUACUUCCUGCUGGCACUACUUUUUUUGUGGACAAUCAAGAGAAACAUGACUUUCAUGAAAAGAGCACCUUUUUCUUUCCUUCUUUCCUCUGUGAGGAAACCAGUAUAACUUGCAGACCCAAAUGUAUGGGAGGAGGGUUGAACUAUGGGCCAUAUUGUUAGAAAGAGAAACGUAUAGAAAACCACUUGAGUUUCGCUCUUUGAUUUCAUCGUUUUGUUAAUCUUGAGUGAUGAAUGAUUUCCUUUGAUCUUGUCAUUGCAUAUUUUUCCUUUGUGAGUACACUCUUUGACCAAAGGUUUCUUUGCAUUUAUAUUUCCCUCUUUUCCAGUAAUGUGUUUUUGGUGAGAUUUGACAGAUAGUAAAUUUUACUAUAGAGGAUUGAAUUGUAAUGCAUUUUGAUUGAUGUACAGACAAACAAGAAAUGUGUUUCUCGAAUCCACCUCCAAACUAAUGUUGAUGUCAUGUUUCUUGCUGAAACGAGCUUGAAUGAUUUUUUUAAAGUGGGGAGGUGGCAGGAAAGUGGCCGUGUCUUAUGCAUCCAGGGACCAUUAAAAAAAAGAUGUUGG